ACAGACCAGUGAUGAUAGUGCCAGACACACAAGAGAAACCACAUCCUUAACUCUACCCAGGGCAUCACUGGCUUCAUAUUCCUCCCUGGGGUUUCUAACUGGGAGUGAAGCUGGCUGAGCCCAAGAGCUUCUCUAAAUGUUCAACGGUAUGCUAUGGUGUGAUUUCUGACUGAAGCAGCUACUGAGGAAAAGGAAGGGAAAUCAGUAUGACCUUUAAAAGGUGCCAGAGCGAACAACACGCAGCCCCUGGCCGCUCAGCUGAAAUCGUGGUGAACGGCAUCCAGCCAGAGGCAGAGCAGGAGCACCUAUCUCUUCUGCCCCGUGCUCCCCAAGCUGUGCUUGCUGGCAGUGUGGCUGCAAUGAACGGACAGCCAGAUGCAGAGCUGAGAAAGCAAGACGAUCAGAUGGACCACGAAAGAGAACCUGCUGGCAUGAUGAGUGGCGAUGAGUGGAAGAGCUGGAAAAGAGGGCAGGUUAGGAGGAACACGCUGCACCUCGUGUCUGCGGCUGCUCAGUGGAUAUUACUGCUUGCCUGCUUGGUUUAUCUUGGUCUAGAUUCUCUGCAACUCUCGACGCCUCGCAGUGACAAAGUCCUGUGGACCUACAUCCGCUACACAGGUGAAAGCAUCAAAGGAGUGGCCAUGAAUUUCAGCGCAGAAUUAGGCUCUAUUCAUACCCAGAACGGCUCCAUCAUGAUCACUUGUGACGGCCCCUACCUGGUGUCCCUGAAGGCCAAGCUUUCCCCCGACCUGGAUGACAACAGCUCACUGAAGCUGAUGAUGCGGAAGACGGAAAACAAGAACGUUGAGCCCCUCUGGGAGCAAACCAUCCACGGCAGUAGCAGCACGGUAGAUCUCAUCACGAUGCUCUACUUGUUUGCUCAAGAUAACAUCACCCUGUGGACCAGCUUGAAUGUCACUGUCAUGGAGUUGUCAUUUAGCCUUGUGCUACUAAAACCCGUCUUUUGCCUCCUGUAGAAGAUGACGCAUGAAAUGUAACGUGUAAAGUACAGCCUUUCCUACUGAUAUGUUCACAUGUGGGAGACUUAUUCUCACAGGCUGUACUUGUACAGGCAGACUGCUCUAGCCUCCCCUUUUGGGGCUGUGGAAAGCCUCAGCUGGAGUGCAGGUAAAUCACAGUGCAAAUGGGCUUUACAUAGUGCAUGCCACAUUCAUCUCUGGAGUUCUAUGCAGUAGGAUGGAUCUUUCUGAUGCUGGAGAAAGGCAUGUGUGGAGUCCUCAAGGAAAACAGAGAUGAAAGCCAAAGAAAGCCACCCAAGCUUAGCUCAUAUUCAGAGAAACUCUGGGUUUCUCUAUUUAUUUGACAGUAUCUGCAUAUAGUACAAACGCUCUGUAUAUUUGCUAAAAUAAAGGUCUGUUAAAUCAGGAAGACACCUCAAGUGUCUUAAAGAGAUUUUGAGAAUGAGGAGAACAGAUCUGCUUAGCAGCCCUUUGCCUGGCAAGGCAGGAGAAGGGAAAGAGGCAGCAAGGGACUUUCUUUGCAGUGAUCUGACUGCACUGGACUGCAGGAAUGCAGGCCCUGCAGUGACUAUGAGAUUUGUAGGAACAGCUUUUGAGAGAGGAGGCUUGCUGGCUGUUCCAGCUGUUGGCAGAGCACUGAAGCCUGAGCCAAGGGAGUGUCUGGUAGGACAUUUACAUCUUGACAUCAGCUCUCGGAGGUGUUAAGUUGAAGGACAAUCUCCCUCAAGCAGACACAUGCAGACUGGCUCAACCAAAAAAUGAUCCAGGCACACAAAAUUUGGAAGAAAAGGAUGAAGGCUUUCAGUCUGGUGGGUUCUCUCUAAUGGACCGAGUGAAACCUGCAGGUCUGCGCAUCUCUGGGAGGAUUCACAUAGGUCCUGCAGCAGAGCCCUUGCUGCAAACGUGCUCACCUCGGAGAGGUUCACAGACCCAACUUCCACGACAUGCCCGUGCACCGACCUGCCUGGCUUCUGCCAGAGUCAAGGGACAGACUGCUCUCAGCCAUUCCCUUCACGUGCCCUGAGCACAGCCAGCAGCUGCUGUAUUUCUGCUUGAAGUGGGGCAGACUUCAAGGGCGAGUUGACCGCCUGGCUCCCAAUGAAUCCCAGCAACAUUUCAGCAGUUGCCCACUGACUGUACGCUCCAAAGUCUAUUUGAAACUAUUUAUGUAUUUAUACUACAGGCAUACAAAUGUUACUUCACAUUUCUUAGAAACACUGGGAAGGGUUGAGACUUCAGGCUGUCGGCGCUAAGCUCUUUGCAGAUGCUCCCGGUGCUCUGGAGCUUUGCUGCUCCGUGGGCACCGCGCUGCCACCCACCUCAGCUCCCCGGCCACCCGCUCCUGCAGGCACAGGUGUCAAAGGCAACUUAGGAAAUCUGGGGCUCAGCGAGCUUUCCCGUGCACAUUACAAUGCUGUGGGCAGGUUUCACAAACAUCCCUCCCCAGCCUCAGGGGAAACCUCCCUGGCUGAAGCAGUUACUCAGCUUUUUCUCAGGACUGAGAAGCUGUGGGCUGGCUUGCGCCCACAGGGUGCUGCUCCCCAGCUGCAAGGGGCAUUUGGGGCUUUUACUCCUGACUGCCACUGCCAGGCACCGGCACUCAGACCCCAGCUGGGUGUUGUCACACUCCUCAGGUGAAGUGAGAAUGUGUUCCCUUCUGUAAAAGCUAAUAAAACUUUCCUUUUUGACCCCGUGGUGUCUCGAGGGAGGGGGGACCCUGUUGAAUUAUCCAUUUCCCUGUCUUUGAGCAGACGUGUUCACCAGUAUGAAAACUGUAAGAAACUUUCACACACCGAUUCCUCUGACCUACAUAUACAUGUACACACACUUGUCUUCAAAUAAAGGUUGAAACAAUUCC
Molecule: messenger RNA, 2838 nt
Organism: Cygnus atratus (black swan)
Lineage: Eukaryota; Metazoa; Chordata; Aves; Anseriformes; Anatidae
Gene: TNFSF4
Product: TNF superfamily member 4
Exons: 5
Coding region: 207-977 (256 amino acids)
Molecular function (GO): cytokine activity
Source: RefSeq, a predicted model, not a curated record